UUAUAGUAUUGAAAAAAUACCAGGAAAAUGACGACUCCCGAAUCAUCUACAGGUAUCGAAAUGCUCAAGACAAUCGACCGAGUGCUGAUCAGAGAGAAGACCGGGACAUAUACUAAUAACAAGUACGUGGUGCUGACGGCUGACGGCACCGUACUCUUGUAUGCCAAGGAGGACUCGGGGAUCCUCAACAGGAUGCUGGUCGGCAAGAGCAGGGCUUUUGAGAUUGACGUCUUCGACACUAGCGAUCUUGAGGUAAUGAAACUGCGUCGCCCUUACACCGUGGGUGCAGACAAGAUGGACGUGAUGCUGUGUGGACUGCCGGCUGCCAUCGUGCGCAAGGAGGUGACCUUCUUCAAGCCCGUGCUGGUGAUCAACGACACCAGCGACCGGCUCGUCAUCAGAGUCAAGGGUCCUGUCUCUAUAUCUGCUGAAUGCAAUUUUGAGUUGUACACGAGCGACAAAAAGCGUAUAGGCGACAUCCGCAAGCGCUGGAGUGGACUGUCGCGCUCAGCGGCCAGCGACCGCGACAGCUUCGCCAUCCGCUUUCCACUCGAGCUCGACGUGCGCUACAAGGCGGCGGUCAUCGCCACGUGCUUCCUCAUCGAUUUCUUGUUCUAUGAAAAUUGAAGAGCAAAACAAAACGCAACCAGCAACGGUUCACUGAAUAGGACUUACAAGAAUCGAUAACAAUAUUAAUCCUGACCUACUUUUUAUUUAGUUGUUUAUUAAGUCUAUAAGAUGAAUUCAA
Molecule: messenger RNA, 748 nt
Organism: Pararge aegeria (speckled wood butterfly)
Lineage: Eukaryota; Metazoa; Arthropoda; Insecta; Lepidoptera; Nymphalidae
Product: phospholipid scramblase 1-like
Exons: 5
Coding region: 28-627 (199 amino acids)
Biological process (GO): plasma membrane phospholipid scrambling
Cellular component (GO): plasma membrane
Molecular function (GO): phospholipid scramblase activity
Source: RefSeq, a predicted model, not a curated record